This is a messenger RNA of Cornus florida, 1248 nucleotides long. Its product is annotated as protein WUSCHEL-like. The record is from RefSeq and is a predicted model, not a curated record. Bases 232 to 1041 code for a protein of 269 amino acids. The transcript is spliced from 3 exons. Gene Ontology annotation, biological process: plant organ development. Gene Ontology annotation, molecular function: DNA-binding transcription factor activity; DNA binding. Lineage: Eukaryota; Viridiplantae; Streptophyta; Magnoliopsida; Cornales; Cornaceae.
CCUUUGUCAUGCCUUUUCCUCCAAGCAACCCCUCUGUCCCUUCCCUUUCCAUUCCCUCUUUUGUCCCUUACUUUUUAUUAACCUAUCACUGUAAACUUCAGUCCUUCUCUACCAGAUAUCUCUCUGAUAUGAUCUCUUUAUUCUCCUCUCACAUGUGCCUUCCUCUCCCCUCCUUUUAUAUCCCAUCCCAUUCUUCCCAUUUCACCAUUCUCUCUCUCUCUCUCCCCCUCCAUGGAGCCUCAACAACAACAGCAACAAAAUGAUCAAGAUGAAGGGGGGAACAAAAACAGUUUCUUGUGCAGGCAGAGUGGUACAAGGUGGACACCAACCACUGAGCAGAUAAGAGUACUGAAGGAGCUUUACUACAACAAUGGAGUUAGGUCACCAAGUGCUGAGCAGAUUCAGAGGAUCUCAGCUAGGUUGAGACAGUAUGGUAAGAUUGAAGGAAAGAAUGUGUUUUACUGGUUUCAGAACCAUAAAGCUCGCGAGAGGCAGAAGAAAAGGUUCACCACUGAUCGUAUGAUCUCCAUGCAACCAAAAAGUAGUAGUACUGGUUGUGGUUGGAGAUCUGAUCAUCAUGACCCCCUUUACAACAAGUACCCCAACAUCACUACUACUCCUCCAGGGGUGCCAUCCCCAUCUUGUUCUUCUUCAUCAAGUGUGAUUGCUGCUGGGAAAAUGGGAGGCUAUGGGUAUGGAUCUGCAACCAUGGAGAGGAGUUUUAGGGAUUGUUCAAUAUCAAGAGGUGGUUGUGCUGGUGGUGGAUCAAUAGGCCACAAUUUUGGAUGGGUUGGUGUUGAUUCAUAUUCUACAUCCUACCCUUUCUUGGACCAGAGAAAAUAUGUUGAUGAAACCCUAGAAGAGGAACAAGAAGACCAACCCCCUGAGAUUGAAACUCUACCUCUCUUUCCCAUGCACGGAUUCAACAUCAAGCCGGAAUCUGACAUCUAUCACAAUGCCAGCUGGUAUCUGUCUAAUGAAGGCAAGGGCAGUUCUCGUACUUCCCUUGAACUUAGCCUCAACUCCUACACCGGCCGGUAGGUCACCGGACUCUACCUGAUUUUUCCGGCAUAUAUAUAUGUGUCUGUGUUAUGCUCAUUCUAGUGUUUUGCUCAUUAUAUUAGGUUAGUCUAAACUUAUUGCCUUUCUUUGUGCUCCCGAGUCUCUUGUUUAAAUCAAUGGAUUCUUCAACUUCAUUGCUCGGACAAUGUAUGAGAUGCUUGAUGGCAUAGAUUUUACAAUUUCUCA